This is a messenger RNA of Cololabis saira (Pacific saury), 1416 nucleotides long. It is a transcript of the gene srprb, whose product is annotated as SRP receptor subunit beta. The record is from RefSeq and is a predicted model, not a curated record. Bases 39 to 851 code for a protein of 270 amino acids. The transcript has 7 exons. Gene Ontology annotation, cellular component: signal recognition particle receptor complex. NCBI's taxonomy places the organism in Eukaryota, Metazoa, Chordata, Actinopteri, Beloniformes, Belonidae. Gene Ontology annotation, biological process: protein targeting to ER.
GAAGGAGACGUGUCUUUUCGGGGGAGCUUUCCUCACUGAUGGACUCCGGUGGCAACAUGGGGCAGAAAGGAGAUGUAAAGUUGGCAGAAAACCCCUUUGAAUCGUACGUGGAGUCCCUUCGCGAGCACGCCGAUGACCCGGUGGUGUUGAUCGGUAUCAUCGUGGCUCUGGCGGUGGUGGUCGUGACCUGCGUUUUUCUCAAGUACUUCCUCACUGGUAAGACUGUCCGGAGUGCUGUGCUGCUGGUGGGGCUGUGUGACUCCGGGAAAACCCUGCUGUUCAGCCGGCUGCUGUCUGGAAAAUUUAAGCGAACUCAGACGUCCAUCACUGACAGCAGUGCUCCGUACAGAUCCAAAAAUGACAGGGGCAGCACAUGGACUCUCAUAGAUCUCCCGGGACAUGACAGUCUCCGUCCGCAGUACCUGGAGAAGUUCAAGUCUGCUGCCAGAGCUAUUGUGUUUGUUGUGGACAGCGCGAUCUUCCAGAAGGAAGUAAGAGACGUGGCAGAGUUUUUGUAUGUGUUGUUGACUGAUGGCGUGAUCUCCAGAAAUGCCCCAACUCUCCUGGUAGCGUGCAACAAACAAGAUAUCACCAUGGCAAAAUCCGCGAAACUGAUUCAACAACAACUGGAAAAAGAAUUAAACACCUUGAGAGUGACUCGCUCAGCGGCGCUGAGCUCCCAGGAUGGCUCUGUGGGAGGUACUCUGUACCUGGGGAAGAAAGGCAAGGAUUUUGACUUCAACCAGCUAUCUAUGAAGGUUGAGUUCCUGGAGUGCAGCGCUCGUGGCAGCAAGGGCGAAGAUGGAGAUGCAGAUAUUGACAUCCUGGAGAAGAGCCUGGCGAAACUGUAAAAACAACUCAACAUCCUCAGUGCACUUCAAGGCACAAGCCUCAAAUCAGGACGACUGCAUCACCUCAGUAAUCCAAAAAAAGGGGGGGGGGGGGGGGCUGUAUAGCAUUGGCUUUAUAACUCCAUCUAAACAGGAACCCAUGCAGCUCAUGAAAGGACUUUAACGAAGACAAUUUUGAAACACACGAUAAACAGACAAUUAAAAUAAUUCUGGACAUUAUGGACACGAGGAAUUACGUAGCAAUUUCGCUAGUUGCUCUGCAGUGCUCAGAAAUGAUUUGGUUUGUUCUUCAAAAAAUCGUGGAGCUUCUUUGCCUUGUUUUGAGAAUGUAUAACUAAAAGUUAAAUGGUUUUCAUCUGAUUGCGUUAGGAAGAAAAAUUAUUUAAGGUGUCAGUUUUAUUUCAAGCUUGUCAAAAGCCGCAGACUGCUUUGUGAAAAUACAUAUGUAAAUGACUUUUCUUUUUAGACUUGGAUAAGUCUGGUGCCUUUGUCCCUACAGAAAUGCGUUUGCUGAAUGGUUUAUUUGUUUGAAAAUACUGUCUGAAUACAGAGCUUUUGCAAUGAA